CACCAGCCGCUCCGAUGUGGCAGGAGGCGAUGCGGCGCCGCCGCUACCUGAGGGACCGCGCCGAGGCGGCGGCGGCAGCGGCGGCGGGCGGCGGCGAGGGGCUGCAGCGGUCCCGGGACUGGCUCUACGAGUCGUACUACUGCAUGAGCCAGCAGCACCCGCUCAUCGUCUUCCUACUGCUCAUCGUGAUGGGCACCUGCCUUGCCCUGCUCGCCGUCUUCUUCGCGCUCGGGCUGGAAGUGGAAGACCAUGUCGCAUUUUUAAUCACAGUGCCCACGGCUCUGGCCAUUUUCUUUGCCGUUUUCAUCCUGGUGUGUGUGGAGGCUGUGUUUAAGAAGCUGCUGAGGCUCUUCUCCCUGGUGAUCUGGAUCUGCCUCGUGGCCAUGGGGUUCCUGUUCAUGUGCUUUGGUGGCACCGUCUCUCCCUGGGACCAGGUGUCUUUCUUCCUCUUCAUCAUCUUCGUGGUGUACACCAUGCUGCCCUUCAACAUGCGAGAUGCCAUCAUCGCCAGUGUCCUCACCUCCUCUUCCCAUACCAUUGUAUUGAGUGUCUGCCUGUCUGCAGCUCCAGGGGCCAAGGAACACCUGGUCUGGCAGAUUCUGGCCAAUGUGAUUAUCUUCAUCUGUGGGAACUUGGCAGGAGCGUACCACAAGCAUCUCAUGGAGCUUGCUCUACAGCAGACUUACCAGGACACCUGCAACUGCAUCAAAUCCCGGAUCAAACUGGAAUUUGAGAAGCGUCAGCAGGAGCGGCUGCUGCUGUCCUUGCUACCAGCCCACAUUGCGAUGGAAAUGAAGGCAGAGAUCAUCCAGAGACUGCAGGGCCCCAAGGCAGGCCACAUGGAGAACACAAACAACUUCCACAACCUGUAUGUCAAACGACACACCAAUGUGAGUAUCUUAUAUGCUGACAUUGUGGGGUUCACACGCCUUGCCAGUGACUGCUCCCCAGGAGAACUGGUCCACAUGUUGAAUGAACUCUUCGGAAAGUUUGAUCAGAUUGCAAAGGAGAAUGAAUGCAUGAGAAUUAAAAUUUUAGGUGACUGCUAUUACUGCGUGUCCGGACUUCCCAUCUCUCUGCCCAACCAUGCCAAGAACUGUGUGAAAAUGGGGCUGGAUAUGUGUGAAGCUAUUAAGAAAGUGAGAGAUGCUACUGGAGUUGACAUCAACAUGCGUGUGGGAGUGCAUUCUGGGAAUGUGCUGUGUGGCGUUAUUGGUUUGCAGAAAUGGCAGUACGAUGUGUGGUCACAUGAUGUCACUCUGGCUAAUCACAUGGAGGCUGGCGGAGUCCCUGGACGUGUCCACAUCUCCUCAGUUACCCUGGAGCACCUGAAUGGCGCCUACAAGGUAGAGGAGGGGGACGGUGACAGCAGAGACCCAUACUUAAAACAGCACUUGGUGAAAACCUACUUCGUCAUCAACCCAAAGGGAGAGCGGCGGAGUCCUCAUCUCUUCAGACCUCGCCACACCCUCGAUGGAGCCAAGAUGAGGGCAUCUGUCCGCAUGACCCGGUACCUGGAGUCUUGGGGGGCGGCCAAACCCUUUGCACACCUGCACCACAGAGACAGCAUGACCACAGAGAAUGGGAAGAUCAGCACCAUGGAUGUACCAAUGGGUCAGCAUAAUUUUCAGAAUCGCACCUUAAGAACCAAGUCACAAAAGAAAAGAUUUGAGGAAGAAUUGAAUGAAAGGAUGAUUCAAGCAAUUGAUGGAAUUAAUGCACAGAAGCAAUGGCUCAAGUCUGAAGAUAUUCAAAGAAUCUCACUGCUUUUCUAUAACAAAAUUCUGGAAAAAGAAUACCGAGCCACUGCUCUGCCAGCCUUCAAGUACUAUGUGACUUGCGCGUGCCUCAUAUUCUUCUGCAUCUUUAUUGUGCAGAUCCUCGUAUUGCCAAAGACGUCCAUCCUUGGGAUUUCUUUUGGAGCCGCAUUUCUCUCGCUUGCCUUGAUCCUUUUCGUCUGCUUUGCUGGACAGCUUUUGCAAUGCAGCAAAAAAGCUUCAGGCUCCCUCAUGUGGCUGCUGAAGUCCUCAGGCAUCAUUGCCAACCGGCCCUGGCCACGGAUCUCUCUCACGGUCAUCACCACAGCCAUCAUCUUGACCAUGGCUGUGUUUAACAUGUUUUUCCUGAGUGACUCUGAGGGAGUAAUCCUUCCAACCGUCAAUACUUCCAACACAAGUUUUCCUGCCUCAAGUAAUCAGGCAGCGAUUCUACGUGCGCAAAAUUUGUUUUUCCUCCCGUACUUUAUCUACAGCUGCGUUCUGGGCUUAAUAGCCUGCUCCGUUUUCCUGCGGAUAAAUUAUGAGUUGAAAAUGUUGAUCAUGAUGGUGGCCUUGGUGGUCUACAACAUCCUGCUGCUCCACACCCAUGCCCACGUCCUGGAUGACUACAGCCAGGUCCUGUCUGAGAGGCCAGGCAUUUGGAAAGACCUUAAGACCAUGGGCUCAGUAUCUCUCUCCAUCUUUUUCAUCACUCUGCUGGUCCUGGGAAGACAGAAUGAAUAUUACUGUAGGUUGGACUUCUUGUGGAAGAACAAGUUCAAAAAAGAGCGGGAGGAGAUAGAAACCAUGGAGAACCUGAACCGCGUGCUGCUGGAGAACGUGCUUCCAGCCCACGUGGCUGAGCACUUCCUGGCCCGGAGCCUGAAAAACGAGGAGCUGUACCACCAAUCCUACGACUGUGUCUGCGUCAUGUUUGCCUCCAUCCCAGAUUUUAAAGAAUUCUACACGGAGUCGGAUGUGAACAAGGAGGGCCUGGAGUGCCUGCGGCUCCUGAACGAGAUCAUUGCCGACUUUGAUGAUCUGCUGUCCAAGCCCAAAUUCAGUGGAGUUGAAAAGAUCAAGACCAUUGGCAGCACGUACAUGGCAGCGACAGGACUGAGUGCAGUGCCCAGCCAGGAGCAUGCCCAGGAGCCCGAGCGGCAGUACAUGCACAUCGGCACCAUGGUGGAGUUUGCCUUUGCCCUCGUUGCCAAACUGGAUGCCAUCAACAAACACUCCUUCAAUGACUUCAAGCUGCGAGUAGGAAUUAACCAUGGACCUGUGAUAGCUGGCGUCAUCGGAGCCCAGAAGCCACAGUACGACAUCUGGGGCAACACGGUCAACGUGGCCAGCAGGAUGGACAGCACCGGGGUCCUGGACAAGAUCCAGGUCACGGAGGAGACCAGCCUCAUCCUGCAGACGCUGGGGUACACGUGCACGUGCCGCGGGAUCAUCAACGUGAAGGGGAAGGGGGACCUGAAGACGUACUUCGUGAGCACAGAAAUGUCACGAUCCCUUUCCCAGAGCAACGUGGCAUCCUGAAGGGUGGCCUGCAUCCCCAGUGAGGGAAGAGCGACCCCCAGAAGGUACCACGCACUCCCGGACUGCGCCUUGGGGCCCUCGUUUUUGGUGUGGGUGUCCUGUCCCAUCCUCCGGGUCCUCGCGGACUUGUCUCUGUGACCCAUACUGUCCCACGUCUGCCCCAUCGUCCUGCCACUUGCACUGUGCUUACUCCCGAACAAGAAGGACAGAAGGACGCAUGGUGGAGGAAGAGCAUCCAAAGAGAACGUGAAACACACCACUCGAGGCAAUAAAACUAGGGGUGUACAGUAUCUUCUGGCGCAUGUUCCGCCCACCCACCACCUCCACGAGUGCGCUUCAGACCCACAGUAUUUGUCUCCCCCGCCCCUACCUCGUGCGGUCCGUGGUCCUCCCCGUGUCUCACCGCCACCUGUGACCCGCGGCCCUCGUCACCCUGGCUCUGUGUGUCCAGCCAGCAGCAUGUUGCCAUCAUCAACAGAAUCAGUCCUCACAGCCUAGGACAGUUUUGUACCAAACUUGUCUGAUGUUUUAAUGCCAUUUGUCUUUUGUAAGGUUAACUCAUUAAAAGUUUUACGUACUUUG
This is a messenger RNA of Ochotona curzoniae (black-lipped pika), 3881 nucleotides long. RefSeq names its product adenylate cyclase 2 (gene ADCY2). Gene Ontology annotation, molecular function: adenylate cyclase activity. The transcript is spliced from 25 exons. NCBI's taxonomy places the organism in Eukaryota, Metazoa, Chordata, Mammalia, Lagomorpha, Ochotonidae. Gene Ontology annotation, cellular component: plasma membrane. The record is from RefSeq and is a predicted model, not a curated record. Bases 15 to 3299 code for a protein of 1094 amino acids. Gene Ontology annotation, biological process: intracellular signal transduction; cAMP biosynthetic process; adenylate cyclase-activating G protein-coupled receptor signaling pathway.